This is a messenger RNA of Oncorhynchus keta (chum salmon), 2973 nucleotides long. RefSeq names its product protein 4.1-like. Bases 154 to 2904 code for a protein of 916 amino acids. NCBI's taxonomy places the organism in Eukaryota, Metazoa, Chordata, Actinopteri, Salmoniformes, Salmonidae. Gene Ontology annotation, cellular component: cytoskeleton; plasma membrane. Gene Ontology annotation, molecular function: structural molecule activity; actin binding. The record is from RefSeq and is a predicted model, not a curated record. Gene Ontology annotation, biological process: cortical actin cytoskeleton organization. The transcript has 22 exons.
UGAACACAUUUUUAAAAACAUAGCCCGGAUAAUAACACACAUGGAAUUGGCACUCUGUUUAUCCAAUGCGUGAAAGUAAUAGGCAACCAACCGUCGGUAUUCACUGAGGAGUAUUUCUUUAUUUUCAUGAAAUAUAUAUAAAAAGCUGUUGCCAUGACGACAGACGAGGCGACAGAGCGACAGCAGCAAAAGAGGCCCAGCCAGCAGGAGGCAGAGCAGCAUCAGGCCACGCCCCCUGACCACGGGCCCUCUGAGUCCCAGGCUUCCAGCACUCCCGUCACCUCGCCCCUAAGCCCCGGCUCGCCCUCCUCACCCCAGGAGGAGGUGCAGCUGAGACCCCGCCAGCGCACCUCGGCCGACCGUGGCCUCUCGCGACUCUUCUCCUCUUUCCUGAAGAGGAGGUCUCAGUGCGAGGGGGACGGGGGAGAGAAGGGGGAGAAAGGAGGGGACGGGGAAGAGCCCAAGGCGCCCAUCGCUGACUGUGAGCCGGAGCUCAGGAUCGAGGGGGAUCAGAACCUCGACCUGCACUCACUCAGCAGCAACGAGGCUCAGCCUGUCCAGGUAGACCAGAAGGAAGACCCCGAGAAAGACUCAGAGGACGAGGGGGGAGAGAAAGACAAGGAGAAAAGAGAAGAGGACAGUGCCCAGGAGAAGGAGAAAAAGGAGGAGGACCCUGAGGGAGAGGGAGAAGGAAGAGAGGGCGAGGAGGGGGAGGGAGAGAAAGGGUUAAAGGAGAAGAUAGCAGAAGAAGACGCUCAACCUCCUAAGCCUCCCCGUCGACCCAGGAUCAUGCAAAUUAAAGUUACACUGCUGGAUGACACUCUGUAUGAGUGCGAGCUGGAUAAACAUGCCAAAGGUGUGGAGCUGUUCACCAAGGUGUGUGACCACCUCAACCUGCUGGAGAGAGACUACUAUGGUCUGGCCAUCUGGGAGUCGCCCUCCAUGAAGACCUGGAUGGAUUUCACCAAGGAGAUCCGCAGGCAGGUUCAAGGUGCAAAGUUAGACAAGAUCUGUGCAGACGCACAAUCAUGUACAGGCAACAAUUAUGACUUUACCUUCAAUGUGAAGUUCUAUCCACCUGACCCAGCCCAGCUGUCUGAAGACAUCACCAGGUACUACCUGUGUCUCCAGCUACGUAAGGACAUCCUGGGGGGCCGUCUACCCUGCUCCUUUGUCACGCUGGCCCUUCUGGGUUCCUACGCACUGCAGUCCGAGCUGGGGGAGUACGACCCAGAGACACACGCACCAGACUACGCCAAGGACCUGAGGCUGGCCCCGGGACAAACCAAGGGGCUGGAGGAGAAAGUCAUGGAGCUGCAUAAGACAUACAGGUCGAUGAGUCCAGCACAGGCAGACAUGGCCUUUCUGGAGAACGCCAAGAAACUAGCCAUGUACGGAGUGGACCUGCACCAGGCCAAGGAUCUAGAUGGAGUGGACAUCAUGCUGGGUGUUUGUUCUGGGGGUUUGAUGGUCUACAAGGACAAGUUGAGGAUCAACCGGUUCCCCUGGCCUAAAGUCCUCAAGGUCUCCUACAAACGCAGCAGCUUCUUCAUCAAGAUACGCCCCUCAGAGCAGCUGGAGCAUUACGAAAGCGCCAUUGGUUUCAAACUGCCAAACUACAAGGCCUCCAAGAAGCUGUGGAAGGUUUGUGUGGAGCAUCACACCUUCUUCAGGUUGACCUCUACUGAGGUGGCUACCACUCCCAGGAAGUUCCUAGUGCUGGGUUCUAAGUUCCGCUACAGUGGACGGACCCAGGCCCAGACCCGCCAGGCCAGCUCUAUGAUUGACAGGCCAGCCCCCCUAUUCCAACGCUCGGCCAGCAAGAGGAACUCACGAAGCAUGGACGAAGCCAUGGUGUCCACUCCAGACAAGAGCACUCGUCCUGUCAGUGCUCCCAUCAUGUCUCCCAUCUCUCCCGGGGAUGUCGCACCGUCCCCUGUGACCUCGGGCCUGCCCCGCGGUGAGCGGCGAGAAGCCUCCACCCCCACGGUUCGCAAGUCCCGCUCAGCAGAGAGAAAAACCAAAGAAGAGACCAAGGUGGAGAGCAAGGUGACAGAGGUCUCCAAGACACAGAGCUCCAGACCACAGUCCACCCCAGAGUUCAAGAGGGAGGGAGCCAGGAGGAGUAGGCAUCAUGCCCCUGCAGUCACCACCACCACCAACGGGACAGAGAGAGAGAGAAAGAGCCAGCAUUCGUCCCGAGAGAGAACCGACAUGGAGACGGUGCGAGUGAGGAAGAAAAGAGCUAAGAAACUUGAGGGUGAAACUAUUUAUAUCAGGCAUAGCAAUUUAAUGUUGGAGGACCUGGAUAAGACCCAGGCAGAGAUUAUGCGUCACCACACCAGUAUCAGUGAGCUGAAGAGAAGCUUCAUGGAGUCUGUUCCGGAGCCGCGGCAGAGUGAGUGGGACAAACGCCUGUCCACCCACUCACCCUUCCGCACGGCCAGCAUCAACGGACAGCUGCAGCCAGGCACUGACGGGCCUAACGUGGUGAAAACACAGACAAUCACCAUCUCAGACGUGUCUAACUCCCUGCGAGGAGACGUCUCUAACAAGGAGGUCCCCAUCGUGCACACUGAGACCAAGACCAUUACCUACGAGUCAGCGCAGUGUCUCCUUCAGCCCGUAGACAACCAGGCAGAAAGGGACUCUGGAGUGCUGCUGAGUGCCCAGACCAUCACCUCAGAGACAGUCAGUACAACCACCACCACUCAGAUCACCAAGACGGUGAAAGGAGGCAUCUCAGAGACUCGCAUUGAGAAGAGGAUUGUGAUAACUGGAGACACAGAGAUUGAUCACGACAAGGCUCUGGCCCAGGCCAUCAAGGAGGCGAAGGAGCAGCACCCGGACAUGUCUGUGACCAAAGUGGUGGUGCAUCAGGAAACAGAGAUCACCCCAGAUUAACCCCAGGCUCACCUCUCCUAUAACCAGCUGGGGGCCAAAACUACCACGGCGCCUGAGGAAGGUGAGCUC